GGCAUGAACUGAGCAUGGCGAGCGGCCUCGGCCCGCGCUGGCCCCGCCGAGCGGCCCCGGGCGGCGGUGGGGGACUCCUGCUGCUGCUGCUCUGCGCCGCGGCGGGGCUGCCCCGGAGCGCACCGCAGGUGCUGCGGAUCGGAGGGAUAUUCGAAACUGUGGAAAAUGAACCUGUUAAUAUUGAAGAAUUGGCGUUCAAGUUUGCUGUCACCAACAUUAACAGGAACAGAACACUGAUGCCUAAUACCACAUUAACCUAUGACAUCCAGAGAAUUAACCUUUUCGAUAGUUUUGAAGCCUCAAGGAGAGCCUGUGACCAGCUGGCCCUGGGCGUGGCGGCGCUGUUCGGGCCGGCGCACAGCUCGUCGGUCAGCGCCGUGCAGUCCAUCUGCAACGCCCUGGAGGUGCCGCACAUCCAGACCCGCUGGAAGCACCCCAGCGUGGACAACAGGGACGCCUUCUACAUCAACCUGUACCCCGACUACGCCGCCAUCAGCAGGGCCGUCCUGGACCUCGUGCUCUACUACAACUGGAAAAUCGUCACCGUGGUGUACGAGGACAGCACGGGUCUCAUUCGCCUGCAGGAGCUCAUCAAAGCCCCUUCCAGGUACAACAUCAAAAUCAAAAUCCGCCAGCUGCCCUCUGGGAACAAGGAUGCCAGGCCUCUGCUGAAGGAAAUGAAGAAGGGCAAGGAGUUCUACGUGAUAUUCGACUGCUCGCACGAGACGGCGGCAGAAAUCCUCAAGCAGAUUCUCUCCAUGGGAAUGAUGACAGAAUACUACCACUACUUUUUUACAACACUGGACCUGUUUGCGCUGGACCUGGAGCCCUACAGGUACAGCGGGGUGAACAUGACGGGCUUUCGGCUGCUCAACAUCGAGAACCCGCACGUGUCGGCCGUGGUGGACAAGUGGUCCAUGGAGCGGCUGCAGGCGCCGCCCAAGCCCGACUCGGGGCUCCGCGACGGCACCAUGACCACGGAAGCAGCGCUGAUGUACGACGCCGUGUACAUGGUGGCCGUGGCCUCCCAGCGAGCGGCCCAGAUGACCGUCAGCUCCCUGCAGUGCCACCGCCACAAGCCCUGGCGCUUCGGGCCCAGGUUCAUGAACCUCAUCAAAGAGGCACGGUGGGAGGGCCUGACCGGGCGCAUCACCUUCAACAAAACCGACGGGCUCAGGAAGGACUUUGACCUGGACAUCAUCAGCCUCAAGGAGGAAGGCACAGAAAAGAUCGGGGUCUGGAACUCCUACAGUGGCCUUAACAUGACGGACAGCAACAAGGACCGGUCCACCAACAUCACGGACUCCUUGGCCAACCGCACGCUCAUCGUCACCACCAUUCUGGAAGAUCCCUAUGUGAUGUACAAGAAGUCUGACAAGCCCUUGUAUGGCAAUGACAGGUUCGAGGGGUACUGCCUGGACCUGCUAAAGGAGCUGUCAAACAUUUUAGGCUUCAUCUAUGAGGUCAAACUCGUUUCUGAUGGCAAAUACGGAGCCCAGAAUGACAAGGGAGAGUGGAAUGGGAUGGUCAAGGAACUCAUAGAUCAUAAAGCUGACCUGGCUGUUGCUCCUCUCACCAUUACCUAUGUCAGAGAGAAAGUGAUUGAUUUCUCCAAGCCCUUCAUGACACUGGGAAUCAGCAUCUUGUACCGGAAGCCCAACGGGACCAACCCCGGCGUUUUCUCCUUUUUAAACCCUCUCUCUCCAGAUAUUUGGAUGUAUGUUCUCCUGGCCUGCCUUGGAGUCAGCUGUGUCCUCUUUGUCAUUGCCAGGUUUACACCAUACGAGUGGUAUAACCCCCACCCGUGCAACCCAGACUCAGAUGUGGUGGAAAACAAUUUUACUUUACUAAAUAGUUUCUGGUUUGGAGUUGGAGCUCUCAUGCAGCAAGGAUCAGAGCUGAUGCCCAAAGCUCUUUCCACCAGAAUAGUUGGAGGAAUAUGGUGGUUUUUCACCUUAAUCAUAAUCUCAUCCUAUACUGCCAACCUGGCUGCCUUCCUGACCGUGGAGAGGAUGGAAUCUCCCAUCGACUCGGCGGAUGACCUGGCCAAGCAAACCAAGAUAGAGUACGGGGCUGUCAGGGACGGAUCCACCAUGACCUUCUUCAAGAAAUCCAAAAUCUCGACGUACGAGAAGAUGUGGGCGUUCAUGAGCAGCAGGCAGCAGACGGCGCUGGUGAAGAACAACGACGAGGGCAUCCAGCGCGUGCUCACCACCGACUACGCCCUGCUCAUGGAGUCCACCAGCAUCGAGUACGUCACCCAGAGGAACUGCAACCUCACCCAGAUCGGGGGGCUCAUCGACUCCAAGGGCUACGGCGUGGGCACCCCCAUUGGGUCCCCAUACAGGGACAAGAUCACUAUCGCCAUCCUGCAGCUGCAGGAGGAGGGCAAGCUGCACAUGAUGAAGGAGAAGUGGUGGCGAGGCAACGGCUGCCCCGAGGAGGACAGCAAGGAAGCCAGCGCCCUGGGCGUGGAGAACAUCGGGGGCAUCUUCAUCGUGCUGGCGGCGGGGCUGGUGCUCUCCGUGUUCGUGGCCAUCGGAGAGUUCAUCUACAAGUCGCGCAAGAACAGCGACAUCGAGCAGUGUCUGUCUUUCAACGCCAUCAUGGAGGAGCUGGGAAUUUCCCUCAAGCACCAGAAGAAGCUGAAGAAGAGGUCGAGGACGAAGGGGAAAUCGUCCUUCCCGAGCAUCCUGACCUGCCAGCAGCGGCGCACGCUCAGGAAGGAGACCAUGGCGUGAGCGGGCAGGGGCAGCAGGACAGAGCCGGCCCGCCUGGGGGACGCAAAUUCCCUCUCCUCAGAGGCUCCCUGUGGUUUCUUUUUUUAAUCUAGAGGUACAGCAGCUGAAAUGCUCGCCUAGACUGAUGUACUACCGAUCCUCCGGGAGGUGUCUGGCUCUUCCUCUGGGCUGGAUUUCUCUGCUCACCUGAUCUGCAUCUCUGUCCCCUCCCCGUGCAUCGCUGUAUGUGCUUUCUAAAUAAAUAAAUAAACAACU
Messenger RNA from Pyrgilauda ruficollis (rufous-necked snowfinch), 2996 nucleotides. It is a transcript of the gene GRIK1, whose product is annotated as glutamate ionotropic receptor kainate type subunit 1. NCBI's taxonomy places the organism in Eukaryota, Metazoa, Chordata, Aves, Passeriformes, Passeridae. Gene Ontology annotation, molecular function: kainate selective glutamate receptor activity; transmitter-gated monoatomic ion channel activity involved in regulation of postsynaptic membrane potential. Gene Ontology annotation, cellular component: kainate selective glutamate receptor complex; postsynaptic membrane; presynaptic membrane. Bases 15 to 2741 code for a protein of 908 amino acids. Gene Ontology annotation, biological process: modulation of chemical synaptic transmission; monoatomic ion transport; synaptic transmission, glutamatergic. The transcript has 16 exons. The record is from RefSeq and is a predicted model, not a curated record.